GGUUAUUGUGGAAAGCGUUCUUGUAAUUGGGAUAAGACCUUAUAACCUACUACCUUAGAGACAUAUUUUUUUAUUUUUUCUUAUUUAAGUGAUCUGGCAUUUCCCAAAUGAUAGAAAACCAUAAAUAGUGCUCUACAUAUUUUAAAUUUUGCGAUAUUGAAUUGUGGAAAGUUUAUUUGGUGGGCGACAUUGUCGAGGCAAAAAAUAUGGACGAAGAAGAUUUAAUUUUUUAUAACUUGGAGAAGGCUUGUAAAUCUGUUCUGAUUGAGAAUGAGAACCAAACGAAUAUAAUUGAUGUUUCAGAAAAUCACUCCUACUUUGACAAAAAACAUAAAUGUGAAUAUUACAUUUCGGAACAUUUAGAAUCUCGGCAAAAUGUUGGUGCCAAAGAGUUGCAAAAUGAAUAUGAAGAUAUGAAUUAUCAUGCAAAGCCUAUAAUAGAUAUUACUACAACUAAAACAGAUAAUGUUUUUUUCAAAACCGAUAGAAGUGAAAUUUCGAAAAUUAACAACACAGCAAAAAAGAUGAACUCCAGUCAAGUGAAAAAUUGUUUUUCAACAGUUUUAAAUGACUGCAGGCUAACAAAGGAUCAACUAGAAACAUCUUUAGCACUGUUACAAGCAGUAAAAUAUUGCAUCAAUUCUGGUAGAAGCGAGAUGAGCAAGCACAGAAAAGGUAAAGUUAGGUUCAGGCUACCAUGAAAAGGAUGGAUUUCAGAGUAUUAUUUGAAAGGUUUUCCUAAAAUGUUCUUGAAAAUAAAUUGAAACUAUGUCUCUGUGUAUAUAUUUUCAAAUAAAGCAACAAAUUUAUACAUGA
Messenger RNA from Gryllus bimaculatus (two-spotted cricket), 816 nucleotides. The record is from the annotation of a GenBank genome assembly. NCBI's taxonomy places the organism in Eukaryota, Metazoa, Arthropoda, Insecta, Orthoptera, Gryllidae.